CUUGGAUUCCCCCGCAAGGGCCCGUUGAUGGGAAGGUGCGAUCUAUAAAUGCUGGCUACUCGCGUGGUCUUUUCCCGUUCGCCGGAAGAUUGGGAAUCAAGGAUUAUCAAAGAUCAUCUUGAUACCAGAGCUGACCCAAUUCGCCGGAGCUUGUUAAUACUAUCGCAAAUAAAGGAGCAUUCUUCGUCUGUUCCUAGAGUUUUGAGGGAUUUACGGUUAUAUACGAUUAAUUUGAGUUCCCAGGAUAAAUCGUCGAAUUGCUGAUUGGUGGCCAAUUUUUAACAGAUAUGGUUUACCCGGUGGGUGUUAAAACAAAGUCUAUGGUUCCUGAUGUAAGUUGGAAGAUGGUCAGCAAAGGAAGGAGAACUACGAAAUCAAAUGCUAGAAGCGUUAACAGUGAUGUAAAAUUGGUCAAUAGGAGUCCCAAGAGGGUAGGAGACUUCUCAUGCUCUGAUUCAUAUAAGUUUGGCGAAGCUGUCAAUAGGCAUCAUGUUUCUAACAACGUUGAGCACGUACCAAUUAAGAAAAGGAGGCACUUGCUUCAAUCUUCAUUGCCUUGUCAGCUUCCUUCUAGUUGUUGUGAAGAAGCCGUGCCUUCUGAAUUUUUCCUGCCUACACAAUCUGAAGAACUUGAGUUGUUAGGUCAAAUGAGUUCAGACUCAUAUUCCAUUGGGCAGUUUCCUAGUGUCAUCAAGGGAAACAUCAUGGAUGAUAAGUUGACUGAGGUCACAAAUGUGGGUUAUUACAAAGGUGGAGAUUCCUCAGGCAUCGCAAUUCUGGCAGCAGCUGCAUGUAUUAGUGGCAUUGAUGAUACAUCUAGCGAGAAGUUAGAACAUAAUAAUUUGGAUUCAGCUGGAGGAGAAAUGCUUCCUGACACCAAGGUGGUUGAAUGUGCUGCUUCUCAUAAAAAGUUCCCAAUUGUUUUGGAGGAUCUUAGUGAAUGCAUAGAAGACGGGGAAUUCGUAAGAUCCAUUUCUCCAAAAAUUGACAGACAGUAUUGGGACCUUAAUACUUCAAUGGACUCAUGGGAGCAGCCUAACAAUGAUGAUGCAGUUCGGAGUAAUGUCUCAAACAAUGUCAUUUACAAUGAAAAGCGAAGUGAAGAAGUCAAGACAAACAUUCCCAAAGACCAUUCGAGUUCUGAUACUUUUCCAGAUAAUAACAAUGUUGAGAAGUGUAUACCUUUGCUUUCGGACACAGAAGAAAAUAAGAGUGGGACAGUUUGUUCUCUUAAUGCAACCUGUGUGGAGGAGAUUUCCGCUUCAAAUAUGGGGCAUCUUAAAGCUAUAGUACGUGAGAUUCCCCAUUCUGAUGAAUCUGCAUCAAAAGCCUCUGCAUCAUCUGUAACUGGUGAAGUGAAUGGGAAACAGGAUAUUGUUUCUGCUCCUAUUACCAUUAUAACCGAUUCUGGUGUGCAGUUUGAACAUAAGGAACCCAUUCCCAAUUGUGCUGCUAACAGCUGUUCUUCUAACAAUGAGGAUCAAAGUCUGCAAGACUUGAAAAAACACGGUCUCCCGGGACCACCACAUACUGAUGAUACUGCUUCUCAGUCCAUGAAGUUCAGGAUGAGCUCAUCUCUUGAAGAAGAUGCACACAACAAUCCAGAUGUUUCACAUGGCGAUCUGGUUAAACAUAAUGAAUAUGUGCCCGGAUUUCAGGCUGGUAAUGAUGACUCUCUCUUUGAACAUGGGGAAUUACAAGGACCAGUUUUGUUUCCAUGGGAGGAAAAUGACGGUGAUUAUGAGAUGGAAUGUGUUGACUAUGGAUCAGACGGAGAUGAUUUGCUGCAUUCUUCAGGUUAUCACAAGGAUACAGAACUUGUUGAAGGUAGUUCACAAGGUAUAGAGACUAUAAAAUCCUCUGCUAGCAUAUGUCGAGAGGCAGAUUUGGGUAAGACCAGCCCUUUGAAAUCUUGCUCCAAGCAAUCCUUGACAGGCGACUCCCAUGUUAUCGAUGUUGGUAGGCAGAAUGAAUCAGGUGCAGCAGAUCAUGCUGGCAUGAGCAUGGAGGGAAAUAUUGACCCGAGAGAGGGGCAGGGUACUGAUAAUAUGGACUCACUUGGAUUCUGUGAGGCAUUUGACAAAGAAACUGGUUCACGCACACACAAGGGUAGGUUGCAGUCACACAUUGAAGUCCCGCUGUGUUUGGAUGCAACAGAAAGUAAGGAUGAGAAAUGCAGGAACCCCCAUGUGGCAGGUGGUUCAUACCCUAGACUGAAAAGAGAUUUUAGCCCAGAAGGAAGAUACUUCUCUGCUCAUUACCCCAGGGGCAAGAAUGUGGUUAAAGGCAAUUGGGGCUCCAGGAACAGCCCGUAUUUAUCUAGAUAUAAUGACUCCGAGAAUCAUGGCUUUACCUGGAGAAGACAUUCUGCUACUUCUAAUGGCGAUUUUGAAACUGACCUUCACCACUAUCAUCCACAUUCUCCUAUGGGUUAUUUGCCCAAAAGGUCAAUUGUUGGAAGGAGGACAUUUGUUGACAGGGAUGAUGAUUGUCUUGAUGUUCCCCGUAGACUAGUGAGGGGAGGAAUCAAUAGAGAGGAGAGGGAAGGUUUUAGAAGAAGAACCAACCACCAACAGAUUGUCGGGGUCUUCAUGAAGAAGGGUCAUAUCUCUUUACCUAGGAGAUCUCAUUCGCGCUCUAGAAGCCCUGGUUCACAAAGAGAGGGGACUCUGAGAAGAAGAACAAGACGAAGCAUGUCUCCUGAUUCUUCUAGAACACGAGUCCCAUUUCAAAAGCCCCAUGCUUCCAAACGCGGAAGAGAAGGCUUUUUGUCUUCAACCCGGGACCAGAAUCCUAGGUGGACUGAUGAUCGAAGUUUCGCGGGCAACCAUUUGAGGCAAGAAAGAGUUCAUCUGGGGGACAUCGGUAGGCUAAGAUUUGGCGAUGUUGGGUCUCGCCUAGGGAAGCCAGAUGAUUACUCUAGGAGGCGAUUUGAACCGGAGAGCAGGUAUAAUAACCAGAGACGACAUGAUGAGAUGAUGCAGCAACAAGGGAGGCGCCAUUUUGAUGAUCGAAGGAGCGCGCUCAAGAGGUAUAGAGAAGACGUUUCUUCUUAAUAAUUACAGUGAUCUUUCAAUCGGAGCCAGUGCUCAAUGGUUUUUGUUACUCAGUAAUACAGAAUUUAAAUAGUUUUGCUGAUCAAUCAAUCCAUUAUUUUCUCAGUCUAGUGUGGGCAAAUUUAUUUGAUUUUAUAGGUUUCCAAAUUAAAAUUACCACAAACAUGAACCACCGAGCAAUUGAGAUUUUAUUUGGCAACUUAAGCUGAUGUCAAAUUGAUUAGGAAUACUAGGAUAAAUGUUUGAUUGUUUC
Messenger RNA from Cuscuta campestris, 3309 nucleotides. Lineage: Eukaryota; Viridiplantae; Streptophyta; Magnoliopsida; Solanales; Convolvulaceae. The record is from the annotation of a GenBank genome assembly.